Funneliformis geosporum is the source of this 893-nucleotide messenger RNA. NCBI's taxonomy places the organism in Eukaryota, Fungi, Glomeromycota, Glomeromycetes, Glomerales, Glomeraceae. The record is from the annotation of a GenBank genome assembly.
AUGACAGAAACUAAAAAAAUACUCCUUAUUGGGAGAUCAGGACGGGGAAAAUCAACCUUAGCUAACGUAAUUACUGAGGCAGAAAACAAGUUUAAAGAAAGUGGCGGAAGUGCUAGCGAAACAAGAAAAAUUCAGUUUGAAGAAUUUGCUGAUAAAGAAAAUAAUAUUAAUUAUUUAGUAAUCGAUACACCAGGUAUUGGGGACACUAAAAUGUCUGAUAAUGAAGUUCUUGACAUAAUUGCCGAAGCAGUUUAUUUAGUGAGAAAUGGAUUAAGCCAUGUCUUUUUUGUUAUUGAUGGUCGCUUUGAUCAGUAUGAGAUGAUUACCUAUAACUUACUGAGAGAGACUAUUUUUGACCAAGACAUUACUAAACACACUACUAUCACUCGCACUCGCUUUAAAGAUUUUAAAAACAAAAAAAAGUGCCAAGCUGACAUUGAUUUAAUGGUUAAAGAAGCCGAAGACAAAAAAAGUAAACUAAAGCAGGAUAUUUCAGCAAAAGAAAAAGAACUGGCAAAUUUGUCUUCUGAUAGCAACCAAUACCAAGAGUUGCUGGAAGAAAUUAAGCAAUUACAAAAAGACCUAAAAGUUGUUAACUUAUCAGAGAUAAUUGAGUCUUGUCAAAAAAAAGUUGUUUACGUCGAUAAUCCCCCUAUAAGCAUUGCUAUUGCUGAUAAUGAGGAUGAAAAAAGAAAGAGAGAAAGAGAAGAAGAAUUACAGUCGAACAAAAAAAAAAGAGCCAAGUCAAGAGAAAAAGUGUUAGAACACUUAAAAAAUAAUUGUCAAAAUGAUUCUUAUAAACCAGAAAAAUUAACAAAUUUAAGUAAUGAAAUUACCGAAGACAUGGAUAAUUUACUGCGGAGUAGAAAAGAGUAUGAAGAAGAAAUGAAAAA